AUGCAGAGAGUCACAAGUAACUCGAUUCGACUCGGACCAACGCAGAUCUUGGAAGCUGCGUGCGCUGCCCGCGACCUGGCGAGAGUGGAGGAAGCGAUGUUGACAGUGAUGCGUGCGGGGCGGUCUGAUCCCCAAGACGAUGAGCUACUCAGCACCGCGGCGAAAGUCGUCUGGGACAUUGUGAGCGACAGUGGGACGGUGGAUGAGCGAGAGAGAGCUAAACUUACUAUCCGAAGGGCGGUGCAAUGGCUCGUGGAGGAGGCCGGUAAUCUCGAAGGUGCCUACUCACUAGCACAUAUCACAAGCGAUCGCGUCACCUUGGAGGAUGUACUCGUAGGCGCAGCACGAGGCCGGAAGUACAAUCCCAGUGCCGCUCGAGUCAUGGCAGUGGUGCGAGAACGUCUUGAUGGAGUGUAG
Micromonas commoda is the source of this 417-nucleotide messenger RNA. RefSeq lists its product with no specific name. The transcript has a single exon. Bases 1 to 417 code for a protein of 138 amino acids. The record is from RefSeq and is a predicted model, not a curated record. NCBI's taxonomy places the organism in Eukaryota, Viridiplantae, Chlorophyta, Mamiellophyceae, Mamiellales, Mamiellaceae.